Lolium rigidum is the source of this 1051-nucleotide messenger RNA. RefSeq names its product E3 ubiquitin-protein ligase SINA-like 10. The record is from RefSeq and is a predicted model, not a curated record. NCBI's taxonomy places the organism in Eukaryota, Viridiplantae, Streptophyta, Magnoliopsida, Poales, Poaceae. Gene Ontology annotation, molecular function: zinc ion binding. The transcript has 2 exons. The coding region runs from base 1 to 1041 and encodes 346 amino acids.
AUGGCUGGGCAGGAGAAGCGGCUGUCGCCGCCAACGCCGGCGGUGAACGGCGAGCACGGCGCCAAGAAGGCGAGGGCGCAGGCCCUGGUGCCCGUGGUGAAGCAGGAGCCGCGACAGGGGGUGGAGCGCGAGGAAGGGGAGGUGGCCAAUGCAGCGGCGGCCGUGGCCAUGGCGGCGUCCACGGAAGCCCUGGUGGCGUUGGCGCCGGGGCCGCCGGCGCUGAUCGACGUGAGGUUCGAGGUGGCGCUGCUCCACUGCAAGGUCUGCCUGCUCCCUCUCAAGCCGCCCGUGUUCAAGUGCGAGUCCGGGCACGUGCUGUGCUGCUACUGCCGCGGCGGCCACGUCGAGGUGUGCGGCCGCGCGGACAUCCACUGCGGCGGGAUGGACGCCUUCAUCUGCGCCGCCAAGGUGCCCUGCUCCUACAAGGGCUUCGGCUGCGAGCAGUACGUCGUGUACCACCAGGCCGAGCAGCACAAGCGCGCGUGCCAGCACGCGCCCUGCCUGUGCCCGGAGCUCGGGUGCGGCUUCCUGGGCACCCCGCCGGCGCUCAUCGACCACUUCGCCGCCGUCCACUCCCGGCCAAUCAUCGCCGUCCGCUACGGCCGGCCCUGGAACCUGAGCCUGCCGCUGGCGCAGCGCUGGCACGUCGUGGUCGGGCAGGAGAACCAGAGCGUGUUCCUGGUCACCCUGGGCGAGCUCGGCGCCGCGGCCACGGCCGUGUCGCUGGUGUGCGUCAGGGCCGACGGCGCCGCCGCCGCCACCGGGGCGCCCCAGUUCUGGUGCAAGCUCUCGGUGGAGCACCCCGGCGGCGACAAGGACAAGGUGGUCCUGAUGGCAUCGGCGGUGGGCAGCAGCACGCUCUCCAGCGGCGCGCCGGUGCCGGGGCAGGGCAUGUUCCUGGCGGUGCCCCAGGAGCUCAUGUCGGUCGACACUCUCGCCAUCAGCGUCCGCAUUGAUCAGGUUCAGCCCGUUGUUGAUGCUGCUGCCGCGGCCAAGGCAAUUCCACCACCACCGGCCAGGACAACGAGGAGAUUCCAUUGAAUACUUAUGG